This is a messenger RNA of Phyllotreta striolata, 622 nucleotides long. The record is from the annotation of a GenBank genome assembly. NCBI's taxonomy places the organism in Eukaryota, Metazoa, Arthropoda, Insecta, Coleoptera, Chrysomelidae.
UCAACACCACAUACAUACCACUGACGUUGUCACGUAAAUUUCAGUCUCGAAUGCCACGGCGUCGAGGCGCUUCCGAUCCACCAGCACCAGCACCGGCGCCCAUCCCAACCCCCUCGAGAGGAGCGCCAUGGAGCGCGUCAGAAACAAGUGUUGCGUGCCGUUCCUGAGCUCCGAGGGCGACUUCCUCAAAAACAUCGUGCCGCCCGAGUACACGCCCAAGGAGCUCAAGUGCGAGCUGCUGCACGUCUCCCAGCGGCUGCACGCCCACCAGACGUUGGCCAGCACCAGGAGGUUCGCCUGGUUCCGGCCCCAUCGGAAUCUGGUGCCGAAGGACGCCUUGGACUUCGCCCUGACGGCGCGCUACUGUCAAACGGACCGGUUGUGGUCGAACAACAAGGAUAUCUACGUGCAACCGGAGUCGCUGGACGAGGACACGUGGCGGCGAUUGAGGAACACCAGGGACCUGACGCCCGACAGGGAGGAGCAAUCGUUCAAAGGCACCGAACAGAAGCCUAAAAAGAGGAAAAUACCGUACAAGUACAACAAGGCUCACAAGGUGAUGAUCGGCGGGGUGCUGGAGAAAGUUCACCCCAGCUACAUCAAAUUGAUGUGCUCGUCUCAU